GCGCCGCGGUUGGCCCGCAUUUUCAAGUGCGACAUCUGCGAUGCACAUCAAGCGCCGACGAAGCGGCCACCUGCAUCAUCAGCCGAACAGCCCUCGAACGGCAACGAAGUGCUCUUCGGCUCUUUCCCGUGGAUCCGACGCGGCACGAACGCGAGCGCGAUGGCACUGGCGGUCCUCUGCGCCAGCUCAGACGCGCUCUACGCCGGGCUGAUCGACGAGCAGGUCAUGCGCGAUGAUCCCGCUGGGGGUGUCAUGCCCGACGAGUCCAGGGAGCGGGUCGAGAACCCGGGCAUCGAUUGCCUGCCCUGCGCCGCCGACGCCCACGGGUCGAUCGGCAAGAUCGAGCGCGCGAUCGAGGCGUUCAAGGUGAUCGGUCUCCAGGUAGCAGCAAGGAGCGACCUGAUCAGGAUCAACGGUUUCAGCCCGCUUCAACGACAUGCGGGUCGGACGCCAAGUGGCGCCGCCGUCGACCUGUCCGACGAGCCGCGCAACCUGCCUCUAAUCGGCGCCGAGCUGCAGGGCAGUUCCUUCAGCGGAGACGCUCAAGUACGACGAUUGGCGAGAUUGGCGCGCAUCCAGACGGAGUACGCGGACCGCGCGAAGCGAGCCGAGGCAGCAAGGUCCAGGACCUUCCAGAAUAUUUGGCGUUCUCGCGCAGGCGGCCCUGGCCCGGAGCCAGGCGGGAGAAAGGGCGGCCCCGCCCCGUGCCAGGACGAGGCCGUUGGCACGGACCUGGGCGAAUUAUUUGCCGCGAGCUUGCGAGCUCGGGGCGCCGACCUG
Molecule: messenger RNA, 780 nt
Organism: Prorocentrum cordatum
Lineage: Eukaryota; Dinophyceae; Prorocentrales; Prorocentraceae
Source: the annotation of a GenBank genome assembly